AUUGACUUUGAUCUAAACAACAACAAAAUGUUCAGCAAAUUGGUAGCUUUUGGAGCGAUGCUCGCAGCAGCCCGUGGCCACGGGCACGCUGUCUCUUCCCAAAGCAUCGUGCGCCAUGACGGUGGUCACUACGCCGCCCCCUACGCCGUGCCAUACGCCGCCCCCUACGUAGCCGGCUACGCUACCCCAUACGAAGGCGCCUACGCUGCCCCUUAUGACGGUGUCUACGCUGCCCCGUACGCCGCACCUCUGCCAUACGCCGCGGCCGAUGGACUAGCUUAUGCUGGCCAUUACGAUGGCGGCCACGAUGAACAUGCUCACCCAAAGUAUGACUUUGAGUACUCUGUAUCUGACCCCCACACCGGUGACCACAAGUCCCAGCACGAGAGCCGCGACGGUGACGCCGUUCACGGAUACUACUCCCUGGUGCAGCCUGAUGGUUCCGUCCGCAAGGUUGAAUACACCGCUGAUGAUCACAACGGAUUCAACGCCGUUGUGCACACGUCGGCUCCGUCCAUCCACCCCGCGCCUGAGUACCACCACUAUUAAUGGACAACGUACCUUCCAAAUACCACUAAUCUUGAUCGACCUGCUGAAACCAAAUACGAAUGUAAAAUAAUUUAUUAAAACAUUUUAUAUACCGA
Molecule: messenger RNA, 644 nt
Organism: Spodoptera exigua (beet armyworm)
Lineage: Eukaryota; Metazoa; Arthropoda; Insecta; Lepidoptera; Noctuidae
Source: the annotation of a GenBank genome assembly